AUUGAAACACAAAACAUCUAAUACUACUUGUGAAAAUUUUGACAACGACGAGGCUUCUCUAAUUUGUCAAUGUCACGGCCAACUUUGUCUUUAUGAACUAUCUCCAGAACGGCGUCUUUGGAUUUUCGAACAGCUGUUGACUGUGGAGUAAACGUAUCGGAAGUCGAAAUCGACGGUAUUGCUAUUCGAAGCAAACAUUCUGCAACGUAAAUACGAAACUCACAUUGACCGUGGACCGAGCAGUUCUGUGGAACAAAAAAGUUUAGUCACCUUUGGAUCAAAUUUCAAGUUUCAAUAUUAUUGCAUAAGAAGGAAAAUAAAACAACAUUUUUUAAACAAAACCAAAAAGGAAAUUUCAAACUUUAUAGGUGAAAUAUCCAGAAGCAACCAGGUGAAAGCAAAUUGGGCCCGGUCAAGAAAGCUUACCUUUGUUUUUAUUUAUUUUAAGAAAUAGCAAGUAAACCCAUAGAUUGAAUUUAUUGGAAAACAUGAAAUCUAAGGAAAGUAAAAUAAGGCAGCAGGUAAAUCAAGCAAAGCAAUAAAAACUCUUCGUAGCGAAAAAGUUUUUGAAUCUAUGUCGGGAGGCCACUAUAAGAAGUGAAACCAAAAGCUAAAAUAUAAAAGUAAAAUAAUCUUAAUAGCAAAAAGUGGCAAAGAAUAACAGUUUUACAGAGGGCGCACGCCUAUCGAUUAAACUACCCGCUGCACAAACGAGUGACUACCCUGGGGAUAUUUCGACGACGGGGGAAAGAAAUGUGAUUCUUUUUUUAGGACAUAGUGGCUAGCAACUAUCUACGCGAGUUUCAGCUUCAAUACAUGUUAUUGUGUAAGUGUUGGACAAAUCAAACUAAACGGGCGUGAGGAGAUUGCAGUUGGUAGUGGCAACUGGAUUGGGUUUGAUUACAUUCCGUAAAUAAGAAGGAACAGUAGCAACAGCCAAUCACUCGUUUAACCAGGCUAUUAAAGAUAGUUUGUAUGCAAAGAAGUUGAAGUAAAUUUAGCCGACUUGAGUUCUGGUGGGCAAUUGUACAAUAUUAAACGUAUGUCACACAUGAAUCUGCACGUGACUAGUAGAUAAGAGCAGAAAGAGUAAUAUAAGAGGCGAAAAUUCAGAAAAUCGACUUGACAAAGAUCCUAUAAUCAGCUCGAAAAUAAUGAGGGUCGGGGGUAAAAUUCUUAAUUCAAAAAGUAAAACGGCUGCCGACUCAAUUGCGCACACAACAUGCUUAGAAGCAGUUACUUCACGAAGAGCGACAAAAGUCGCCGGCAAUGCCGAGCUCGGCUUGCAUAAGAAACAAUCUUGCACAUCGCUUCUUUGUGAGCUGACACGUCUUAAGUCCCAGCAAAAGUAUCUCGAAUGCAAUCAGGCCAAGUUAAAUCCGGCUCAUUAUGAAGAUCCACCGGUUAGCGGAAGAAGUAAAAAUAAUAGCAUAUCACAAAUGAUAAACGAAAUUGAAGCCCUUAAAGCGUAUUUAGAAAACAGAUUAAAAGCUUAUCGGGAAAACUGUUAUUGUGAGAUACAAGAAUUGCGCCAAGUGGUCAGCUCUAUACACGAAGAUGUUCAGCCGCAGCGUUUGAGCCAGUGUUCGUUGCCGGAAUUGCGUGAACGCAUUAUUAGCACAAAUACACAACUAAUACAACUAUGCGACAAAAACGAAAAGGAAAUGGAAAAACUGCGCGAUGAGUGUGAAAAUAUAGAGCGCGACAAUAAAGUUAUCGUGAAUGUUUGAAACGUGAAAAUAUAAGUUUAACAAUAAAAAAAAAAACCUAAAAGCA
Molecule: messenger RNA, 1776 nt
Organism: Bactrocera oleae (olive fruit fly)
Lineage: Eukaryota; Metazoa; Arthropoda; Insecta; Diptera; Tephritidae
Source: RefSeq, a predicted model, not a curated record